Microtus ochrogaster (prairie vole) is the source of this 2566-nucleotide messenger RNA. RefSeq names its product katanin regulatory subunit B1 (gene Katnb1). Gene Ontology annotation, biological process: microtubule severing; microtubule depolymerization. Lineage: Eukaryota; Metazoa; Chordata; Mammalia; Rodentia; Cricetidae. Gene Ontology annotation, molecular function: microtubule binding. Gene Ontology annotation, cellular component: katanin complex. The record is from RefSeq and is a predicted model, not a curated record.
UGUCAAGCAGCGACCAAUCAGGGCAGAGGAUGGAGGCAAGUGGGGGUCGCGCCUGGAGGGAAGUCUUGGCCUCCAAAGCUACAGCUGCAGACCAGUGUUGAGCUGAGAUGGCCCAAGCCUGACAGUCCAUGAUCUGGGAUCCAGACUUCCGUGUACAAGCUGCAGUUUCCUAGCGGAUGAUCUAAACCACCGGGCAGCGCUGGGCCAGGAGAGGAGGACUCUCUGCCUGGAUGUGUGGGAACUCCCUGCCAACUUGAUUGUCGGAUCUGGGGGGGAUCCACCCCCACCCCACAGGGAAAGCACAAUCUGUUUUGUGGGUGGGGGGGUCUCAGGUGCCACCCCCUGAAGCAUGGCCACCCCCGUGGUCACCAAGACUGCCUGGAAGUUGCAAGAGAUCGUGGCCCAUGCCAGCAAUGUGUCCUCGUUGGUGCUGGGCAAGGCCUCAGGGCGGCUGCUGGCCACUGGUGGAGAUGACUGCCGUGUCAACCUGUGGUCGAUCAACAAGCCCAACUGCAUCAUGAGCCUGACAGGUCAUACAUCCCCUGUGGAGAGUGUCCGCCUCAACACCCCUGAGGAGCUCAUCGUAGCCGGUUCCCAGUCGGGCUCCAUUCGUGUCUGGGACCUGGAAGCUGCCAAAAUUCUCCGCACACUCAUGGGGCACAAAGCCAACAUCUGCAGCCUGGAUUUCCACCCCUAUGGCGAAUUUGUGGCCUCAGGUUCCCAGGACACAAAUAUCAAGCUCUGGGACAUCAGGAGGAAAGGCUGUGUCUUCCGAUACAGGGGACACAGCCAGGCUGUGCGGUGUCUCCGGUUCAGCCCUGAUGGGAAGUGGCUGGCCUCGGCAGCAGAUGACCACACAGUGAAGCUCUGGGAUCUGACAGCUGGCAAGAUGAUGUCUGAGUUCCCUGGUCACACAGGGCCUGUGAACGUGGUGGAGUUUCACCCCAAUGAGUAUCUCCUAGCUUCUGGCAGCUCUGACAGGACGAUCCGCUUCUGGGAUCUGGAGAAGUUCCAGGUGGUGAGCUGCAUUGAAGGGGAGCCAGGGCCAGUCAGGAGUGUCCUCUUCAACCCCGACGGCUGCUGCUUAUACAGUGGCUGCCAGGACUCGCUGCGCGUCUACGGUUGGGAGCCUGAGCGCUGCUUUGAUGUGGUCCUUGUCAACUGGGGCAAGGUGGCUGAUCUGGCCAUCUGUAAUGACCAGCUGAUAGGAGUGGCCUUCUCCCAGAGCAAUGUCUCCUCUUAUGUGGUGGACCUGACGAGAGUCACCAGGACAGGCACUGUGACCCAGGACCCUGUGCAGGCUAGCCAGCCUCUGACACAGCAGACCUCCAACCCUGGUGUCUCCCUCCGCCGCAUCUAUGAGCGGCCCAGCACAACCUGCAGCAAGCCUCAGAGGGUAAAGCACAACUCGGAGAGUGAGCGGCGCAGCCCCAGCAGCGAAGAUGACAGGGAUGAGCGUGAGUCCAGGGCCGAGAUCCAGAACGCUGAGGACUACAAUGAGAUCUUCCAGCCCAAGAACAGCAUCAGUCGGACACCGCCUCGGAAAAGUGAGCCCUUCCCAGCGCCCCCAGAAGAUGACACAGCCACAGCAAAGGAGGCCUCGAAACCUAGCCCAGCCAUGGAUGUGCAGCUGCCGGUGCCAAAUCUCGAGGUCUCAGCCCGACCUCCAGUCUUGACUUCCACUCCUGCACCCAAGGGCGAGCCUGCCAUCAUCCCUGCCACACGGAAUGAGCCCAUUGGCCUAAAGGCCUCUGACUUUCUGCCUGCCGUGAAGGUCCCCCAGCAGGCCGAGCUGGUGGAUGAGGAUGCCAUGUCACAGAUACGGAAAGGCCACGACACCAUGUGUGUGGUACUUACCAGCCGCCACAAGAACCUGGACACUGUACGGGCCGUGUGGAGCACGGGAGAUAUCAAGACAUCAGUGGACUCCGCAGUGGCCAUCAAUGACCUGUCUGUGGUGGUAGACCUCCUGAACAUUGUCAACCAGAAAGCCUCACUGUGGAAGCUGGACCUGUGUACCACAGUGCUGCCACAGAUUGAGAAGCUUCUGCAGAGCAAGUAUGAGAGCUAUGUCCAGACUGGGUGCACCUCCCUGAAGCUGAUCCUGCAGCGGUUCCUGCCCCUCAUCACUGACAUUUUGGCAGCCCCACCUUCUGUGGGUGUGGAUAUCAGCCGGGAGGAGAGGCUGCACAAGUGCCGACUCUGCUUCAAACAACUCAAGAGCAUCAGUGGCCUCGUCAAGAGCAAGUCAGGUCUGAGUGGCCGCCAUGGCAGUGCCUUCCGUGAGCUGCACCUGCUCAUGGCCAGUUUGGACUGAGGAGCUUACCGGUGGGUCUUACACUCUAGUUCGCUGUAUGCCUGUGGCCCAUGAGCCUCAGCUUGGCCUCCACUCUUGCCUUGAUGGCCAUCCUGGAGGCAGCAUCGCCAGCCCACUGACCACAGUUGUGGACUUACAACUUCCUCUCCAGCAGCAGCUGCACAGUCUUGCUUCUCAGGGCAACUCCAGCCUCGGAGCUGCUGCUGCUGUAACUUAUCAGGCAGAUUUAUUAAAUGUAUAACUGUUCCU